AUGAAUAGCAAAACCUCUUGUUCAAAGUGUAAUCAUUCGUCUCUCUGCUUUUCGUCCUCCACGAAUGCAGUGGUGGCAGGCUUCAAAAGACCAACCCAAAAACAACGCGUCGCCGCCACGAAAUCACAAAACUUAGCCUCAAAUAACCCAAAUGACAAUUUCCUCAAAGAAAAUGAUCGAGCAUUCCCUGCUCCUUUGGUCCUUCCGGGGGAUGAUCUAUCCGAGGACCCAGAGUACCCUACGCAGAGCUUCCAAGAAUGGCUUGAAGAAGAAGACCGCAAUCCCGUAACUCCAAAACAGAAGAAACUUUAUAUUUGUUCAAUUCCAGAUGCUUUUGAUGGUGUUGAAUUCUUGAAAGACUGGAAGCCAGCGACCAAUAUCCUGGCUAACAAAGAACAGUAUCACCCCCCAAUCACAAUCCACAUUGAGAACUACCUGAAGGCUUUCUAUCAUGGUUUGCCUACCAGUAUGAUACCAACAUACAAUAUGCGUUAUACAACAUGGAGUAAGACCAAAAAGACAUCCGGGAAACAGAAAAUCCCCAAAUACGUUGGUCUGGAUAUUGGCGGUGAAGUUGUGCGAAUUCGUAUUCGCGAACGACCAGAAGGAGACUACGCCGGUCAGCUCAAUUUGAACGACCUCCUCGAUGCUGCUAUUGCCAUUUUACCCAAAAAUUCAUACGCCUUGCUUCUCGUAGUCGACUUCGAUCUCUACGAAGACGACGAAGACAGCUUCGUCUGUGGUCGUGCAUACGGAGGGAGUCGAGUUGCGGUGGUAUCAACUGCAAGAUACAACCCGCUCCUAGAUCACAAGUACGAUCAUAGAGUUGAGCGGAUGCAUCCCUGGCCAGCAUCGCAUUGUGAGAACUACGUGAACACCUACACCAAGGAAGAAUCAGACAAGCAGCCACCAUCGAAAAAGGCUCGGACAAUUGGGGAAAGAUCUCGGAUGUCGGCUACAGCACAAUAUGGUCCGAUAAGAGAAGCCAUAUCUGCCUAUUGUACUCUGCGGCAAGCGAAGCCGUUCGAAGAGCUCCAUGCUAAGCCGAUCAAUGAUCUCUGGCUUGGCCGGGUAUGCCGCACAGCAAGCCAUGAGUUGGGUCACUGCUUUGGUAUUGACCAUUGUGUGUACUAUGCGUGUAUGAUGCAAGGCACCGCGUCUAUCGCUGAGGAUGCUAGGCAGCCGCCUUACCUCUGUCCUAUUGAUUUGGCUAAGGUUCUUCAUGCCACUGGUGCAUCUGCGGCUGAGCGGUAUAAAGCCUUGCUCAAAUUUUGUGAGCAGCCGGCACACAAGGAUUCCUUUUCGUUCAAGCCAUUUGCUGCUUGGAUUAGGAGUAGGAUGGCUGAAGUUGAGGAGGUUUCUGCGCCGGAACGCUCAACUUCAUGA
Penicillium antarcticum is the source of this 1386-nucleotide messenger RNA. RefSeq lists its product as uncharacterized. Lineage: Eukaryota; Fungi; Ascomycota; Eurotiomycetes; Eurotiales; Aspergillaceae. The transcript has a single exon. Gene Ontology annotation, molecular function: metallopeptidase activity. The record is from RefSeq and is a predicted model, not a curated record. The coding region runs from base 1 to 1386 and encodes 461 amino acids. Gene Ontology annotation, biological process: proteolysis.